Laetiporus sulphureus 93-53 is the source of this 2105-nucleotide messenger RNA. RefSeq lists its product as uncharacterized. Gene Ontology annotation, cellular component: SCF ubiquitin ligase complex. Gene Ontology annotation, biological process: SCF-dependent proteasomal ubiquitin-dependent protein catabolic process. The transcript is spliced from 2 exons. Bases 78 to 1694 code for a protein of 538 amino acids. The record is from RefSeq and is a predicted model, not a curated record. Lineage: Eukaryota; Fungi; Basidiomycota; Agaricomycetes; Polyporales; Laetiporaceae. Gene Ontology annotation, molecular function: protein binding.
CACCAGUCAUAGACGAUGGACCGUUGCAGCCACUGCUCGAGGCUGUGGCCGUGAAGUUAUCAACUCAGGUGUCAUUGAUGAGUCCGAAACAGGUAUACACUCAUCUUAUAUCGUGUGAAAUGACGCCAACUUUGAAUACGCUACAUGCACAGCUCAAGUUCCUGGAGACGACCUUCUUGUCGUGGCUCGCAACCGUAAGAAGCUCAACCAACAUCAAUCGCUUGCCUGUGGAGAUACUCGAGCUCAUAUUUGCCCACGUCCCGGAACCAUUCGAGCUAUUUCCGGAGGAAAAGCAUGCCAGUCCCUGGUCCUACGGAGUUCUCGACAUUUGCCAGCUGGGUCCGGCAAUGCUUGUGUGCCGGCACUGGCGGAACGUCAUCAUCGCAAACCAGGCACUAUGGGGACACAUCUCAAGCCAGCGUCAGCCAGCUCUGCAGAGGGUGUUGAGAGGGUCGGGGGUUAGCCCGUUGCACGUUGCCGUGAGCGGUGCCAUCGGCAAGACGCUCAGCAGAACGUUUCGCGACACGCCUGCGCGCCUGCGCGAGCUGCAUGUCCAUGAUGUCGACCUAACGGAGUUAGCGUCGUCUCUUACCUUCCCUGCUCCGGAACUGAGGAGCUUGACUAUCAGCAAGACGUCCCACUGCGGAUAUGAUAAUCCAAAUGAUGCAAAGGCCUCUAUCCUCUUUCAAGGAGCUGCGCCGGCGUUGCAGUUCCUGUGGCUUCGCGAUGCCGAUAUAUAUCUCAACUUUCAUCUUCCGAACCUCACUCACCUCACCCUCACCGCCUGCCACGGUGCCUCGAGACUUCUACCGUUCCUCUCGAACACUCCAAACCUAGUCCACCUAGCCAUUUCCGAACCGGUGUCCGCGAGCAUACCACAGCUUGAAUCUCCGCCGAUCUCUGAGUUGGUAGCACUCCCGAAGCUUCGUUGCUUCGCCCUGCACACGUCCAGAGAUGUUUCCAAGGUGGGAGGACUGAUCCUAUCGCACCUCGUGCUCGGCGCCGAUGUUGCUGCCUACAUCAAAUACGCAGCGAAGUGGCAUCGCCCACAUAUACAGGCCUUAUCCCGCUGGUCCGUUACGGCAAGCGUCACUCGAGUAUCCGUCGUUGUGGGAGACUAUGGGUACCAAGGCAUUCGCAUUCAAGCAGUUGGUCCUUCCGGCAGCAUAUGCCUCGAGCAGGGCGUUCUGGAGCAGGAUACGUGGGUCGAGGAUCUGACAACGCUCUUCUCUUCGGCGCACAUACAGGAACUGUGGCUGUCGGAGAGAUGGGAGGAGCAGCCCACGCCAUUGCUGAAGACACUUCUGCGACGCGCUCCACAUCUGGAGAGGCUUGUAUUGAACGUCGAGCAAGUCGACGAGCUGGUGGAUGCUCCGACCGUCGAUGAUCCGGUCUGUCUCGGUCGUUCCAUCACAUACGUCCUCCCUUUCGACGUCGUCCGGAGAGAGCUGGAGAAGAGCAAGCUGGUCCUGCAAAGACUAGUGGAUGCGCGGGAGCGAUUGCGCACGCCGGAGGUGACGUUAGUGUUCUGCGUGGACAACGAUGAGGCCGAGCAGGAUGCCCGCGCGAUACUCGAAGGCUUCGAGACGCCCGUGCGAUAUGUCGUGACGCAGACCCCGCCCAGAAUGACCAUGCCGUCAACGUGUCCCGUGCCUGAAUAUCCCUGCCAUGCAUGGUCAAUGCGGUCAAAGUGACGACAUCAAUCAUAAAAAUUAUUAACAUUCGUGGAGGUUGGUGAGUAGGGGUGGUAAAUUGUCAUUUUCGUCUCGAGGGCUGUUUUGAGCUGGAUUAUGCGAGUUGGCGCACGGUAUUCGUUCCCCGGACGUUAUGCUCCCGCUCUUCUGUUUAUUGGCCUCCAUCAGACAUUUCAGUCCGUUUGGCGCUCUGGAAUGCGUAAUCGAGCAAGUGUGCGAUUCAUUCAACUAUAGUUCUUGAUGGAGCCGAAGGGCUCAUGCUGCGUGUCACGUCCAUUGGCGUAAUUUUAAAGUGUGCUCGCGGUCAUGAUGCUGUUGUCCGGUGAAUCGUGAUAUGCGUUCAUUUCCAGGAUAAGGAAAGGCGAGCAAAAUCGUGUAUGAAAGCUUUAUUAACGAUUCCGCGCAUUUGAU